AUGGCUCAGCCCAAUCCUUACCUGUUGGCCUGCGACAACCCGUCAGCACUGCUCGAACUCCUGCGCUCCAAUCCCGCGAUCGCUUCUUCCCAGGACGAACAUGGAUACUCCCUACUCCACGCCGCCUCAUCCUACGGCCACCUCGAUCUCCUGCGUGCGCUGGUGAAAGAAUUCAAUGUGAACGCCAACCUCCUCGAUGAGGACGGCGAGACCUGCCUGUUCGUGGCUGAGACUCCCAAGGUCGCCCGAUGCCUGGUCGAGGAACUCGGAGUCGAUUAUAACAAGACCAACGAUGACGGGCACAAGGCUCACGAGAAGAUGGAAGCCGACGAUGAAUUUCCCCAGGUAGUCGCCUACCUGCGCGAAGUCUCGGGGGCUCCUGCUGCGGCAGACAGCUCGGGGGGACCAUUGAAUGCCCCUCCACCUGUUCCUGGUAACAUGCAGGUGAAUAUCGGUACAAUGUCGGAACAAGAAGCCAAUGCUGGUGAAAUGGAGGUGGAUCCCGAGUUUAAGCGCCGAAUUGACGAGUUGGCAGCUCGCGAGGACUUCAACAGCGCAGCCACUCAAGAGCAAUUGCGGGAUUUGGUCAUGGAUGCACUCUCCGGUUCCAGCAUUGAGACUGCUGAUCGCGAAACCCGGAGGAGGGUGGAAUAG
Messenger RNA from Penicillium daleae, 654 nucleotides. RefSeq names its product ankyrin repeat protein. The coding region runs from base 1 to 654 and encodes 217 amino acids. The record is from RefSeq and is a predicted model, not a curated record. NCBI's taxonomy places the organism in Eukaryota, Fungi, Ascomycota, Eurotiomycetes, Eurotiales, Aspergillaceae. The transcript has a single exon. Gene Ontology annotation, molecular function: protein binding.